Entrophospora candida is the source of this 998-nucleotide messenger RNA. NCBI's taxonomy places the organism in Eukaryota, Fungi, Glomeromycota, Glomeromycetes, Entrophosporales, Entrophosporaceae. The record is from the annotation of a GenBank genome assembly.
CAACAGGAGCAAUGGCUGUCAGGAUGUUUGACUUUCCGUAUUAUGACCCAGUGAAUGGAUUGAAAUGUAAUGUUGCUGAAUACAAGGAACAAAAAAAGGAUACAGAUGAUGUCAAUAAGUUAAAGAAUGAUUUGGGAAAAAUUUAUGGAAAUAAUACAGGUGUAAUAAUCGACGAUCCUGAAGUUUUUGACAGGAUUGAUAAUAUUAAUGAAUACUUUGGUGAGGAGGUGGUUAAGAUUUUAAUAAUUACAGUAUUGAGUUUUGUAGCAAUUGCGCUUCUGUUGUUGAUUAUUAGACGUGUUUUUUACAAGCGUCGGAAUAAACCGGCUAAAUACUUUUCUGAAGAAAUUGAUAUAAAUUAUAAGCUUUAUAUAAAUGAAAAUGCAAAUGGAACUGAGCUUUAUUAUGCUUAUUCUGAUGAUGGUGAUUCCAAGAUAGGGUUUUUAUUUAAUUUAGAAUUCAUACACUUUUUAAGUGAUUUCCAAGACAAAGAUGACACUUUGAAGGGGAGAGAGUUGAAAAGGUAUAAAGUCGAUUCUGUAGACGGAUAUGUUUAUGUUACGGAGGAACCUGAUCUCGAGAAAUCUGAUUCCAAGGAACCACCUGUAUACUAUUAUGUUUUGACUAAUAAUAAAUCUGUAUAUUUUCGUGUGCUUGAACUUGUAUCGAAAGAUGAUGACAAUGGCAGUGGGUGUUGUUGGUGUUGGAAAUCAUUAUUUAAAAACAAGGAGGAAGAACGCAUUAAAAGGCAAAUCAAGAAAGCGAUACGUAAACUUAAAAAGGAAGGCUGGAAGACGGGAGUUGACAAGAAGGAAGAGAAGAAAGUCAAAAGUUGUGUGAAACAUUAUUGUGAAGGAGUCAAACAACAAGAAGAUAAAUUUAUUCUAAAUGUAGAUCUGGAACUAAAAAAAAGGGAAAUGAAUAAGCUUAUUACAGAUGUUGACGACAAACCUACUGCUGAAGAAGAUAUUGAAGAAGAUAAAGAUGAUAUAGUUUAA